ACAGUGUAGUUCAACUUACCAAACAAGAAAGAUGUACUAUAUCAAGAAUUUAUUCUCUGUUAUUCUUUUUAUAGCAACUAUUCAAGCUGCAUAUUCUUUGAGUUGUUAUUUGUGUAUUGGCCCAGCAAAUGGUGGAUGUGCUACCGGAAAUCUAAAAGAUUUAGUUAAACAAAAAUGUAAUGCCGGACAUUUAUCAAAUCUUCCCGACUUAAGACAUGUGGCUUUAGGAAAUGAAAUUGAUGUACCAGUUAAAGCUUCUUGUGUUCAAUUAAUUGCUACUGAUCCAAAAACAAAUGUAACAGCUUACCAAAGAGGUUGCGCUUUUGUACCUCAGAAAUGGAAAGUUUGUAAAUUCGUAGAAAAGUUUAUUCGCGUUCAAAAUUGCACGGAAUGCCAAAGUGAUAAUUGCAAUAACAAGUCGUUGAUGGAACAUGAGUUUUGAUUACUUUAUAAUAAUAUGUUGUUUUCUUUUUAUGCACUUUAUUUCCUUUUUAUUUUGCGUUAUGCAACUGUAAAAUUGGACUGUUUAGACAUAAAACAUUUUUUUUUUUAUUUUUAUCUGAAACAAUUCAAAAAUACAAUUAUCAUUGUUUAAUAAAAAUAGGAUUUUCGCAGUCUCAGCUAGUUUCUCAUUAAAUAUAGUACCUGAUUCGGGACAAUGGAUUGUAGUCGUUAUUCAUUUGCAAUUAUUUGUACCUGAAUAUUUGCACCCAAACUAAAGCCGACGUCGAACCGGAUUUCAAGCACUCAACAUUUCAAUGUCAAGAGAGUUCGCUAUUUCCGAAGAUGUGCAAACCCUCUUUCAAAUUCUCUGAAACGAACAGGGUAUUCCACAUGGGAUUUCUAUUUAAUCUUUCAAAAUGGUACACAACAAUACUUUAUUUAAAGUUUAUUUAUUUGGAUAUUAAUUAAAUUGACUAGGAAUAUUUUUCAUCUUGGUAUA
This is a messenger RNA of Onthophagus taurus, 943 nucleotides long. RefSeq lists its product as uncharacterized. The record is from RefSeq and is a predicted model, not a curated record. Lineage: Eukaryota; Metazoa; Arthropoda; Insecta; Coleoptera; Scarabaeidae.